AUGGAAGCAACUAAACCACAACCUAUAUCAUACAAAUUCAUAAUUAUUGGUAUUAUUAUACUAAUUCUAUUGAUUUUAUAUGCAACAAGAAAUACAAUUGUAGAAGAGACUGAAGUUGAAGAACCAAGUGUUUCACUUUGUCACAUACGCUAUCAAUAUGAUGGAUCAUAUGGAUUUGAUGAUCGAACACUUUUAAUAUUAUUAGCUACAUUAAAAAUGCAUGACUUUAUUAUUGGACAACCUUUAUGGGGUUCAUCAGAUACUCUUCUUUAUCUUUGUGAACAUCGACUUAAAGUAGGUUUGAAACAAGCACUACUUGAUAGAGUAUUACACAAUGUACUCAAAAAUGGUCCAUCAUCAUCAGGACAUCUUACUUGGUCAUGUGCUUGA
This is a messenger RNA of Adineta steineri, 390 nucleotides long. The record is from the annotation of a GenBank genome assembly. NCBI's taxonomy places the organism in Eukaryota, Metazoa, Rotifera, Eurotatoria, Adinetida, Adinetidae.